This is a messenger RNA of Somion occarium, 3558 nucleotides long. The record is from the annotation of a GenBank genome assembly. Lineage: Eukaryota; Fungi; Basidiomycota; Agaricomycetes; Polyporales; Cerrenaceae.
CCUGGACUAGUAUGCAAUAACCCCCGUGGGGUUGCGAUCGGAAACGCGGGGCAGCCUGGGGCUAGUUAUUCCAAGAAGAACCGUCUUGCCAUUUGAAUAAAAGCCAAGGAUCAAUACAAGCGCCCAAAACUCACUCAAUCAUUCACGUCCACAUACUCGAAGGAUUCCUCUCCGCCUCGAAUCCUACUGAUGGAUUUCUUAUGCUGAGUGGGUUCUUUCAUACUUUCGACUGGUGAUUUGCGUCUAUAGAACAACUCUGAUCCUUGGGAUGCCCGUACUCGCUUUUAUUCGGACCUGCCAUCCCGCUGCCAUCCCGACAUCACUCACGAUGUUCCAUUCGAUGUUCGCGCGGUACGCUGUACUGUGGUACAUUGAUCUACAGUCGUGUUCACCAGGGCGCGCUAGCUGGUCAUUAAGUUCCACUGAAUCUUUCUUUCGCGCCUAUGACCCUGAAUAUAUCCAGAUUAACACCCUUGACUUUCCUCGUUUCUGUCUUCGUACAUAACUAACAUGCAGCUGCAUCAAGUAGUUGCGACUGGAGCUUCAGCCACCAGUACGUUUCCAACUUCCUCCCGAAUAAAUUGUCUUUGCGAAGCCAUUUCCACGAUCACCAGUGAUGCAUUCAAUACCUCAUUCUUGAUUCGCACACACCGGCGCUUCCAGCUUUCGUCAACUGAAAGAGAUUACCUUCACGUGGAAGAAGGCGGCAGCAUAAAGUUAAGUUAUGUAGGCACGUAGAUGGAGCCUCCGGAGAAGAUCGUACGUUUUGCGCGUGGUCUGCUCGUGCUCCCGUGCAUAGGAUAAGUGCUACCUACAGGGCUCUCACUCCAUGCUUGAACCUCCUACUGGACUAUACCUCCAACCGACGGAGAAUGGACGCUGACCAUCCGGAAACGGAGCCUUUUGCAGCUUCUGCUAACACUGACUACCCGGAUCUGGCUCCUGUUCGUAAAUCUGAUGCAAAUGUUGUCUUACAUGUCGCUCGAUGGAUCGGAACCUCGCUACGCGAAGUUUUGCCUUGGAUUUGGAAAGGUAGUAGCAAGCCACAAGAUACAUUCAAUGCGACGGACCUGAAACGCACUCUGCGACGAUUUGAGGAGGAUAGUUCUAACCUCUCCGCUCUUGAGCAGUUGGAUGAUGUACUGCUUGCAAUUGUAACCAAUAAGAACCGUGUCAGCGUCUUCGAGAAACAGUGGAAGGUGUUGAUUUCGGACGUAGAAACUAUCAGAGAAAUGCUUCUUGACUUCUCGCAGGGAAGUCGAGAACAUGCUUGGUAUAACCGAGUCUCCGACGAGACGUCUCAGGCCCUGCAAAGUCUGUCACAUGAAUUGAUUCAGGUUGUUGGCCUGCUUCGGGAAUGCCUUUCGGUGAAUCGAGUACGCCUCAUGUUCUACCGUUAUCGCAUUUCAAAGAACAUAAAUAAAUGCCAAGCGCGUAUAGCUACGGUCCUUCAAACGAUAAAGAUCCUGGUGACCCCUCGGGAGAUAUAUAAUUGUCCCCUUGAUAACAUCGUUGCCGCCGGUGUCCCUGUAGAUGUGACACCCCAUGCAACUUCGAAACGAUACCGAUUACUAGAUUGCAGACUGUUUGUCUCGAACAACAUCCUCCAGAUAUGCGAAUUUGCGAACUUCCCACACGUCGAAUACUCAGCAAUCUCCUACGUCUGGCGCGGAAACGUUCCAGAUCCAGACUCUACCAGCCCAACGUUUUCUGUCUUGGGGGCGGAGGCAGCCGAUCCUAUCAGCGUCGAAGUCCUUAUGCAUGCUUGUACCGCUUCACUGUCAAGAGGAGUUCCGUACCUAUGGAUCGAUAGGCUUUGCAUCCUGCAGACCAGUCGCGAAGAUAAACAGUGGCAAAUCGGUCAAAUGUUCCGCAUGUACCAAUCAUGCAGAAUGUGCAUCGUCAUUCCUGGCGGUGUACAGCUCCUCGUUCGCCUCGACCAGGAGACGUCAUGGAUACAUCGAGGGUGGACGCUUCAGGAAGUGUUGGCACCGAGAAAUACAGUCGUUCUCUUUGCCUGGAAACUCGGAUCUGGGACAGGCAGAGCAGGCGAAGGAGCCGCAGAAGAGAUCAAAGAAGUCGUUCCUCAAAAGUCCGCCAUGGCACCAUUCUCCCUCAUUCUAGAUGCCUGCGUCACUGGGACGCUGUCAUUCCACAGAAGUUCCACCUCCCUGGAGAGUUCUUUGAUGGUCGAAUGCAAAAUGUUUAGUGCACAACCGUCCAAUUUCAGUUACAAUGAUAUUCCGUUUUGGCAGCCACAGCGCAAGAUCCUGUCUCCGAACGUUUCCGCGCUCGCUGUCGCCAUGGAUGAAGUAUUGUCUGCCGAUGAGGACACAAGACAUUACGCCAUCUGGCAAAGCGCUCUGAUGCGUACUUCGUCUCGACCUGUCGAUAUGGUUUUCAGCAUCAUGGGCUUAUUCGGUGUGUCUCUCGACACCCAGUCGUUCCAUAAGAACGAUAGAGUAGGAGCGACGAUAGCUCUUGCAAAGGAAAUACUAAACCAGGGUGGAACCGCUUGCUGGAUGGGAGUCUCCUUCCGUUUAGACCCAUGCCAACAGAUUUCCACUUUCCCAGCUUUUCCCCGUACGAGUGUUGCAGGGAAAGCACUUAUUCGAGUCCAGGGCCAAGUCCGAGAGGUAUCUGAGUUCAUGGACAGCGAAUAUCCGAAUGCCGCAGCCCUCAUCGGCAUGCCACAGGGCAGUAUGGACGACCAUGGAUAUCUUCAGUUGAAGAGGAAAGCGAUACCCCUACAACUUGCAACAAGAAAGCAGAGCGCAGCCCGGCGCGCAACGUUGGCGUUGAGCAACAGAAUGAGCCUGUCGACGACAAGCAGAGAUUCAACUCUUCCGACCAGUCUAACGGCAAACGACGGGUCUGUCUGGGAGCCGCAAAGUAGAGAUGUUGACGUAGAGGGACAUUUGGAUUCAGUUGCAUUUGCUGUGUUACUCGGAUGGUUCAAUGCAUACUACCCUGGCGCGACGCCAGCGGACGAGGGGAACAACAUUCGUGCGAUGAUCGUGCAACAACACGCUCCUGGCAAGUUCCACGUGCGAUCGUACUUGUCUGUGGAAAGACGAUACAAGAGCUGGGUCGACUCGUGGUCCGAAUACGAUUUCUGCGUUGGUGGUCCCGAGGAAUGGAAGCAAAGUGAGCGGACUGACUUUGCUGAAAGCAGUGGGGGUGUCGACGAAGAGUCGCAAGUAAAGCCUGUCGGUCGUCUCACGAUCCCAAACGAUCCCCAGGGCCAAGCGGCUACAUUGAAAGAUAGGACAACACGAGCUGCGAGAUGGGCAGUACCACAGAAAGUAUUGGAAAAGUAUGUGCGAUGAGUUCAGGACGAUGCGGUGUAUCUCCUCUCGGUAUACCUUACAGCGCAUGAAGGAAACUCGGUGUCAGAAGAGAGAAAUAGCAGACAAAUGAGUUGACUCGGUUGAGAGAGCAAGAAGAACUCAACACAAGAGACUUUGACAGGGCCGGGAUUUCUAUUGAAUACGCACGAGAAUUACAACAGACAUUGAUCAUGUGUAGUCUACAUAUUCCUGCAAUAUUUUCGCUAUC